Molecule: messenger RNA, 1188 nt
Organism: Ostreococcus lucimarinus CCE9901
Lineage: Eukaryota; Viridiplantae; Chlorophyta; Mamiellophyceae; Mamiellales; Bathycoccaceae
Exons: 1
Molecular function (GO): ATP binding; RNA helicase activity; RNA binding
Source: RefSeq, a predicted model, not a curated record
CCGGAUUAUUUCAUGGAUGCGAUGAAGAGCAUCGGGCAUCGUCGCACGACGCCGGUGCAAAGACAAUGUUGGCCGCCGGCGUGCGCGGGUAGCGAUGUUUUAGCCAUCGCGCCACCUGGAAGCGGGAAAACGUUAGGGUUUUUAUUACCCGCCAUCGAAGCCGCGCUGAAAGAUCACAGAGAAAAUCCAAACGUGGGAAAGAAACGGCCCGGGGCGCCGGCGGUGCUCGUCGUCGCCCCGACGCGGGAACUGACUUUGCAAAUAUCUGGCGUCUGCAACAAACUGAAGAAAGCUGUGCCGGUACGUGCGGUCGCCGUGUACGGUGGAGCGUCUCAGGAGGAGCAGGAAGAGGCCUUGGCUCAGCAUACGUCGCAAGCUUUACUCGUCAUCGGCACCCCGGGGCGAUUGCUCGCCGUUCUCGAAUCAGGCGCCCUGCAGUUGGAUAGAUGCGCGAUGCUCGUUUUAGACGAAGCCGAUCGCAUGCUCGCCCUCGGUUUUGAAGAGCAGCUCUCUACGAUUCGCGAAGCGCUGCCUGACAAAGACAGCGGCCGCCAAACUUUGUUGUUCAGCGCCACGUUUCCAAAGGCGGUGCGCGCCAUCGGCAAGACGUGGCUCCGCAAAGGCUUUGAGACGGUGAAGAUUGAUUCAGAGAAGGCGACAGUGCCAAAAGACGACGACGACGUCAACGUUCACAUGGCGAUCGUGGAGCAGACGGUACACGUGUGCGCCGAGCACAAAAAAAGUCGCAAGUUGAUGAAGUACAUCACAAAGCUUCGCGCCGAAGACGGGCGCGCUCGUAGCCGAGUCCUCGUCUUCGCCAAUCGCAUCAAAACGGUGCAGUUCAUCGCGGAUUUGUGCAAGAGACACAAUGAAAAAGUGAGCACGCUUCACGGAACGAUGAAGCAAAACAGACGAGAUCAGGCGUUGAAAGAUUUCAAAGCGGGGAAGACUCCGGUGUUAAUCGCCACGGAUGUCGCCGGUCGCGGCUUGGACAUCGCGGGACUAGAGUACGUGGUGAAUUGGGAUUUUCCAGGAAGCAUAGAACAAUAUCGCCAUCGUGUCGGGCGUGCUGGACGACAAGGCAAGAAAGGCGCCGCGCUCUCGUUCUUCACGCGCAAGUUUACACCGCUCGCGAGUGAUUUGGUCAAGCUGCUCGAGAAGGAUGGCCAUUUUGUCGAUCCCAACUUG